Molecule: messenger RNA, 3331 nt
Organism: Thermothelomyces thermophilus ATCC 42464
Lineage: Eukaryota; Fungi; Ascomycota; Sordariomycetes; Sordariales; Chaetomiaceae
Exons: 1
Coding region: 185-3298 (1037 amino acids)
Biological process (GO): double-strand break repair
Cellular component (GO): nucleus; site of double-strand break
Source: RefSeq, a predicted model, not a curated record
AGCGCGUUCCCUGGAUACACGCGUCAGGGAGUCGCCUCGCGUCAUUCUCGCCAGGUUCGAUCAAGCAGACGGCCACGGGCACAAGCAGCAACGGGCCAUCCAGAAACUGGCCGCACCCACACAACUCUCUGGUAUUUUUCUUGUCGAAGCGAUGCCAUGAUAGCGACUCACACGUCUGUCGAAGAUGCCGUCUAUGACCUCCUCGCGGCCAGCUCCUGCGGGCUCAUUGGACUCGGGCAACGGUGGACGCAGCGCCGCGGUCCUCGAGUUCAUUUGCCUCUUUACCCAUGACCUCCGCAAGAAGCAGAAGAGAUGGGAAGACGGCCGCCUCAGAUACCAUACCUUCAACAAGCGCGUCAUGGUCUACGAUGACCGCGGCAACUUUGUCGGAGAUCUGCAUUGGACACGUGAAGAAGAGUUUGGUGAAGGCGAAGAAGUUCAGCUGGAGCACGGGACCGCCAUUAUUCAGGUCAUGGACUGCGUCGGCCGCAAAGAGCAGGAUUUAUCGGAGUUGUUGGACAAGAGGGCGAAAGAGAAGGAACAGCGUCAAGCACGCCUUUUGGGGUGUCCGCCCCUGGCCGGCCCAUCACCGACCACCCCCGUUGCUGGACCCCGCGCCCAAGCACAUUUUCAAACUCGUCACCGGCCCUUAAAUCAUCUGCUGGGGACCCCGACAGGACACUACGGCCGGGCCGUGGUCCCGGCCGAGUCUCCAUUCGAGUUGCGGCAGAAAGCCGAUGGCAAUGCGAACGACAGCCCCGACUCGCGUCCUUCGAAACGGAGUAGACGCGACAUAACACCACCGAGCAAGAAGGGUUAUGCUCAGAAUUUAUUUGGUGCUACAUUGUCAUUGUCUGCUGUUCCACUGAGCUCGGCCCCCCUGCGACGAUCAGCGAAUUCCACCUACCGCGAGCAAGACACAUCGACACCUCAACAACAACCUGGGGAAGAUGCCAAACAAGGAGUCAACGAUGAAACCAGGCAUAACGGACAACUUGCAAGUGGCGUUCGGGGUCCAUCUUCUACCACUUCUGUGAAUUCAAGUUCACCGAAGAAGGCGGUUGCGGCGCCCUCCGUAAGAACAGGUGAGGAAGCUGGUGGACGCGAAGAUAGGAUCUCGCUUCAGUCUUCAUCAAAGAGUCUUCUUUGGUCUCAUGGAGGGAAAGCAGUCCCAAGGCCGCAGAGCGGAGGGUGUGAAUCGACCGAAGGCAUUGGCCGACCUACGACCUCCAUUGGCAAGAGUGGGUUGUUGACAGUUGCCGCCCGACGGUCAGAGGACCAGUCGCGAGUCCAAAGCGAGGAAAUGGCCCAGCGUAUACUGGAAUUUUCCAAGGGAACCUGUCAUGGCGAAUCGAGCACCAACGCGCAAGCCAGCGUGCCAGGGUCUUCGCGCUCUCAAGCGAUUGUCCUGGACGAAGCCACGAGCAUUGAAUCAAACCCGAGACAAAGAUUCGGGGAACCUAGGCGAGAAGUGAAUGAGAUAGCUGUUCCUCGCCACGACUCUCUGGGCGAGGCACCAAAGUCUUCCAAGAGUGACGGAUUGCCGCGAACGGCAGUUGAAACCCAGACUGCCGAACCGAGGCCGACGGGGGAGGACUUUGAAGAUGCCCAAAGGCCGCCAAUGGAGGAGAGAACGGAGCUGCGACUAAAGCGCCGACAAAAACGUGGCCUCUUGCUGCUUUCCGAGCAGAGGAAUCGAACAAAGCAACCACGAUCACAGGGUGCGCCAGCCGACGAGUCGAACCCCGCAGGCAGAGACAUAGAGCGGCCUGUCCACUCCGUCGCGGUUGAACCAAGUCUUGGAGCUGCCUGUCAAACUGCCGACGCUACCUUGUCGGCGCAACAGGGUGGAUCAGGUCCUUCUUCGCCCGCUGUUUCCGAGAACUCCUCAGAAGAACUCGAUCCUCUACCGCCACAGCCUUCACCACAUCAGGAUAGCCGGCGUGGAAGUAAGGUUGGGAACAACGCAGAUCCGUCGAUGCUGCAGGUGGGAACUACCACUUCAACUGAGCCUACAGAGAGACCAGUACAUCCUGCAGGCGCGUCAAAACCAGACAAUGAUACCGGCGCCGAGGAAAGUGAUACUGAGGAACUACCGCGUUCUUAUCGGGACAGGAGGAUGCGAUUGAGGGCUAAGGCUUCUGCACGAGCUCCCGAUGAACCGGACGACUCAGGUGGCCUCGACGAAGAAGCAUUAUCGGAAGCUCAGACAGAGAUUCCAACGUUGAGGCCCUCGCGCCGGACUCGCAAGACAGAGUGUAUGGAUGAUCAGGGGUCGGGUCGCCCGAGGAAGAAGGCUCGAAAGGUCGACUCCGAGGAUAGUGCCAAAGAGCUGCCUGGGGCUCAGGUUAAACCACGACUAGCCAAGCUCAGCAGGAAGAGCGUCAAAAGCAGGGAGAUUUUUGGGCUUGUACCCUCCUCCAGUCCUCCUGCCAUAUUGGCGAAUGCGGCCCGAGCAGUUGUCACUGAGGAUCGGGGAGGACCAUCUCCAGUGUCGGGCCGACCACAACCAUCCAUUCCUAAGUUGGCGAUUAAUUCUCAUGAAGCUGCUCCGCCUGCUGUUCAGCAGUCCGACUCGGAUCCUCAUAACAGGGCGAACGGACGACUGGAUGAGACGACCCGAAAGGACCAAGCGACAGCCACUGCAGUGCUACAGUCUGGUCAUAUGACGCGCCGAAGCGUCGCCCGCCCGACACCGAACGACUCCGCCGUAGGAAGCGGUAAUGACAAAGAAAUGGUUGCACGAGCCUCCACCUCCUCCGGGCCCCAGGGCAUUACCGCACCUGAAAAGGCUGUUGCUCAGGCGACAUCAAGGCCGCAAGGUGACACCGGGGAGAGAACACCCGCAGCGCCUGCAACGGACAGCGAAGUGCUGCAACCACGGUCAAACAACGAGCAGCCACGAUUGCCAGAACAGCCUCAAGCGCCUAUGAACAAUCCUGCCGACGUCGGGCCCAAUUCUCGUGAAACCAAGAUGAACGCGAUGCCACGUCCAGAUGGACCAGCAGCUGGGUCUGCCCGCCCCAGAAUAGCCAACCCAGCGACGCGGGGCCGUAAGGCUGCGUUAGAGUCCGACGCCGCAGGCCAAGUUCCUCGGUCCAUCCUGCCCCCGGAGCGAGCCCCUGCGUUGCUCGAAGGUACGCGGGGGUUACACGUACGGCCGGAACCCGCCGCCGCCGCCCGCGAAAGUGAGCGUCCCAAACGGCAGAUGAGGUACCCUGGCUUCACGUCAGCAAAGGGGGGCGGGCCCUGGAGUCGGGAAGCACACGAUCUGCUGGAGAGCGCUCGGCCCGAAUGAGGCCACGGUGGCUCAGUUUCCCCCCCCCCCCCC